This is a messenger RNA of Ahaetulla prasina, 2523 nucleotides long. RefSeq names its product homeobox A4 (gene HOXA4). Gene Ontology annotation, biological process: anterior/posterior pattern specification; regulation of transcription by RNA polymerase II; embryonic skeletal system morphogenesis. The coding region runs from base 99 to 1049 and encodes 316 amino acids. Gene Ontology annotation, molecular function: RNA polymerase II cis-regulatory region sequence-specific DNA binding; DNA-binding transcription factor activity, RNA polymerase II-specific. The transcript has 2 exons. Gene Ontology annotation, cellular component: nucleus. The record is from RefSeq and is a predicted model, not a curated record. Lineage: Eukaryota; Metazoa; Chordata; Lepidosauria; Squamata; Colubridae.
GAAGGAAGGAAGGAGGAAGGGGCAGGAGGGAGGGGCCUCCUCGAGCCCAGAAAAACGACAACGCGAGAAAAAUUAGUAUUUUUGCACUUCACAAAUUAAUGACCAUGAGUUCGUUUUUGAUAAACUCCAACUACAUCGAACCCAAGUUCCCUCCUUGCGAAGAAUACUCACAGCUCGGCGGCGGUGGCGGCGGCGAUGGGAACAACUACCAGCCACCACACUCCCACCAACACCCCCAACCCCAUCAUCCCCAGCAACAGCAAAAACUACAUCAGCUGCACCUGCGCCAGCCUCUUCCCGAUUUCUACCAGCGGCCGAGCAGAGAGCCGGGAUACCAGCCGCCGCAGACCCCCGAGGCUCGGUACCUCACUCAGCCGCCCCACUACCCCGAGUCCCCAUAUGACUACAACAACAGCCUCAGCGCCACUCAAGGGCAGGAGCAUUCAGCUCACGGAGCCUCGCCACCCCCCUCAGCGCCGCCGCCGCCGGCUUCAUCAGCUCCUGCCCCCAAGGGCCAUCAAGUGGCCUCCCAACUCUUGCUCCAGGGCCACGGCCCACAGCCUCAGCCCCAGCAGCGUGCUUGCGAAGCAGCUCUGGCAGCAACUUCCGUGGGGAGUCCCGGCUGCCCCCUCUUGCCCGAAAAGAGCACGCCCGGCCUCAAAGGGAAGGAGGCGCCGGUGGUGUACCCCUGGAUGAAGAAGAUCCACGUGAGCACGGUCAGCCCCAGCUGCAAUGGAGGGGAGCCAAAAAGAUCUCGGACUGCCUAUACAAGACAACAAGUCCUGGAGCUGGAGAAGGAGUUCCAUUUUAACCGCUAUCUGACUAGGAGGCGACGCAUUGAGAUCGCACACACACUCUGCCUGUCUGAGCGUCAGGUCAAGAUCUGGUUUCAGAAUAGGCGGAUGAAGUGGAAGAAGGAUCACAAAUUGCCUAACACCAAGAUGCGCUCCUCCAACAAUUCUGGUCUCCACCAGCCAGCCAAAGCUCCAGCCCAGCAUCACCCACCAACUCCUAGAAGCAGGGCCACUUUAAACUCAGCCUCACUAUGAUGGUCAGACUCACUUGGAGAAAGAGACACUCGUGGAAAGAGAUACCGCAAACCCUAAUAUUUCUCCAAUUCUUCCCUCUCCUUUUUUUUUUUUUUGGCCUGGGGACCAAGCAAUUGCACUGAGGGGUAGAAUAAAAAUUGGUGCUGAAAAAAGCACAUGCACCAUUCAAACCAAAAAGUAAAUAAGCUUUGGACAGUAUUGCUCCUUUGUAAAUAUAUCCUCAUCUUGCCCUCCAUGAUCUUUUUUUUUUUUUAAUUUAUGGGAGUUGUGGAUGGACCAAAUGUUUAAAAACCACUGUUUGUAUAAACGUUUUGAAGCAACAUAGUAUUGAUAAGUGACUUUGUGUGUAAAUCCUAGACUUGUGUUGUUCUGUGGAAUGUUUGUUCCUGCACCCUUGGAAGAUGCAGAAGUAAACUGGUCUGAUUUCACUAAAGUCAUUUGGAAAUUGAGGGAGGGGGGUAACAUUCAGCAACCAUACUGUCUCAUCCCUAACUGGCUGAAGAAAAUGUUUUCCAUGUACCAAGAGUAAUAUUUUUUUGAAGUGUAGUUCUUUCUCUAGUUGUGGUAGUAGUCUCCCUGAUGUUCCAUUUAUUAUUUUUAAGAAAAAUGAACCAAUGUUGCUCUAAAAGCUCAGCCUAUACUCAUGUCGUAUCACAGUCCACAUCUAUGAACAAUAUGUGAAUUCUAUAUGUACACAUUUGUGAAAGUGUGUUGUGUGUGUAUGUAUGUAUAUCAGCGUAUAUAUAAAUAUAUAUAUAUAUGUAUAUAUAAAUAUAAUGUCCAGUGCUGUUAAUAAAAAAUAUUCUGUACAGAAAUAAAAUUAAAAGCACUAGACACACUGCUAGAACCAUGAAUUUCCAAGAUCUGGGCUUUGGUUGACACACUGUAGCCUCCUCUUAUUUAAACAAGUAGAUUUAUUGAUUGAUUGGGUUUGCCAUCAGAUGGUAAAGGCUGAAUCUUAAAAUUAGUAUUAUAGUCAAAUAGUAUCAUUCAGAAUCUACACAAAGUAUACAAGAUGGAAUAAGUCGUGCUGAUUUCCAGAGCACUGAUUUUCACACAGUACCUGAGUCUUAGGCCCCUAUGAAUACAAGGAGGUAAGAGAAAGUCCUAUUAAAAUAAACUGGACUAAAGUGGGGAUGAUGGGUUAAAUAGGAUGUUUCUAAGGUACCCAACUUGUAACACUUAUCUUCUUAAGUAGGCAACUGAGCUUAACUGUGAUACCUAUGGAAACCCAACCAUCCUGCCAAAACAAUUCAAUCUUUUUCCAUUCUUGUUCAGAAGCUUUGUCUUUUGUGUGUAUACUAUAUGGCUACUUCUAUGAAACAGAAAUAGAGACUGUUCAGUACACUGGAAGAAAUGAUUAAUAUUAUUCUUAUCACAGUAGUCGUACUUUUCACCAUGUUGUAACUGUAUCUUUCUUUUGUUUAUUUGUUAGUGGUAGGAACUUUUCUUUCAGUUUUAAUAACACACCACU